Messenger RNA from Carassius auratus (goldfish), 2058 nucleotides. It is a transcript of the gene crlf1a, whose product is annotated as cytokine receptor-like factor 1a. The transcript has 8 exons. The record is from RefSeq and is a predicted model, not a curated record. Lineage: Eukaryota; Metazoa; Chordata; Actinopteri; Cypriniformes; Cyprinidae. The coding region runs from base 331 to 1500 and encodes 389 amino acids. Gene Ontology annotation, molecular function: cytokine receptor activity; cytokine binding. Gene Ontology annotation, cellular component: CRLF-CLCF1 complex; signaling receptor complex; external side of plasma membrane. Gene Ontology annotation, biological process: positive regulation of tyrosine phosphorylation of STAT protein; cytokine-mediated signaling pathway.
GGAACUGUGUGGGAAGACAUGGGAGGAGCUUACAAAGUAUAAACUUGGAUGUUUCCUAGCAGUGGAGAGCUUCAGGACGGUAAACGAUGCCAAAAGUAAAUGAAGAGGACGAAUGCACCGUCGCGUUAACAGAACAUUUGGCGGAUUUUCUUUAAAGUUCAGUCUUCUGGAACACCCGCGAGACGCCAGCAGCUCAGGAACUGACGCGGAGAUCAACUCUUCGGGUGCACCGGAGCUGGACUCGGUGUGGCAUGCGUGGAUCAGAUAUUACUGCAAAGUCCAAAUACACUCUCUUGAACUAAAAGAAAGAAAGCGCACUUAUUUCGUAAGAUGAUCUGCUUAUUGUUUUUGUUCCACUGUGCUGCCGGCGUGUUGUCGUCUUCAACCCAGGUGGCUACAAUCUACCCUCAAGACCCGGCCCUUUCCAUCGGCUCCAGCCUGACAGCCACAUGCUCAGUGAAUCCAGACCACGGUGUUCAUGCAGGCUCACUCUACUGGACGCUGAACGGGAAGCGUCUUCCCAGCAGCACCUACAGCAUUCUGAGCCCCACUGUGAUCAGCGUCACCCUCCCUCGGCUCUCCGGGUCCCGCCAGCGCUCCGGAGACAACCUCGUGUGCCAUAACAGCGGGGGUCAUGUGCUGGCUGGCUCCUGCAUCUAUGUUGGCAUGCCUCCUGAGAAACCUGUGAAUCUUACCUGCUGGUCCAGGAACACUAAAGACCUCACCUGUAGAUGGGCCCCUGGGGGCCAGGGGGAAACCUUCAUCAAGACAAAAUACACACUCAAAUAUAAGCUCAGGUGGUACGGACGAGAAAAGGAAUGUGAGGACUACAGCGCGGGAGAACCAUAUACAUGCUACAUCCCCCGCGACCUCGCCCUCUUCACGCCCUACGAGAUAUGGGUGGAGGCCUCCAACCAACUCGGAACCGCAACAUCUGACGUCAUCUACUUGGAUAUCUUAGACGUGGUGACGACAGACCCACCGACUGAUGUGACCGUAAGCCGAGUGGGCGAUCUGGAGGACCAGCUGACUGUGCGCUGGGGGACGCCGCCUGCAUUAAAAGACUUCCUCUUUCAGGCCAAAUACCAGAUCAGAUACAGACUGGAGGAAAGCAGCGACUGGAAGGUGGUGCAUGAUGUUGGGAACCAGACUUCCUGCAGGCUGGCAGGGUUGCAGCCAGGCACGGUGUAUUUCGUGCAGGUGCGCUGUAAUCCGGUCGGGAUUCUGGGAUCUAGGAAAGCAGGCAUUUGGAGUGACUGGAGUCACCCAACGGCAGCCUCAACACCACACAGUGAGCGGCUGCUAACAGGGUCAUGUGACUCGAAGGUGGGGCAGCAGAACUCCACGCUGCGGAGGGAUUUGAAGCAGUUCUUUGGCUGGGUGCGCAAACACGCCUACGGGUGCAGCGGUAUGAGUAUCAAACUUUAUGAUCAGUGGCGGGUCUGGCUGCAGAAAUCUCACAAAACACGCAACCAGGUUCUUCAAGGAGAUAAAUCAUAGCACGUCGCCCCUGGCAGGCAGAAGAUUUAACAACAACGGCACACUGUGGAAGAAUUCACAUUUUCCAGACUGCUGUUUGGCUCAGUGCGAGAAACUUAACGUACAGCUGGACUCAAAACGGGAUGUUCAAACAACAAAAGGUGAUGGGCAUUUGGUCCCUCGGACACAGAUUAAAUUGUGCAGUUCUCUAAAAUGCCUUAUUAUAAAGGAAAACAAACUCUCUUUGAUAUUAGCCACGGAGAUCAAAUGGACUAUAUCUUCGCAUCUCGCUAUCCUUGGAGACAAGUUCUUGAUCGUGUUGGGGAGCAAUUAAUUAAAGGUCAUAAUUUGCACAUUUCCUGAUGACUAUGCACGAGCCAUGCUUAGCCGACCUGACACAUGGUCUUUGCGUGGACCCGUGAUGUUUUCAGAUCUUGCUAACAUUAGCCGACCUGUACGUUAAAGGGGUUCCUCACAGACAAGUGGAAAAUGUCUGAAUGUUUUUUUUUUCAGCCAGCAUUUUGUUUGAAUUCAAGACAACUGGAAUAAUAUUAAAACCAUCCAGUUUUAUCAAAGGUA